AUGAAAUCUUUCGCAUGGUUGAUCUACCUCCCCAUGAUGGCAGAGGCUGGCGAGGUCCUAUGGAGUGGACUGUUCAAGGCCUCUGCGACCGUGGCUGACUUUGACAAAUGGUCCUGGUCUAACCAAGUCGGCGCUUGGCAAUGGUAUAUUCACGGCACCGCAUCAACAGACGAGUACCUGGGACUCUCGCCUGAUCACAAGAACCCAGCCGAUACCAGCGAAGAACAAGGCAUCCGAAUCACAAUUGACGGCACAUCCUUCUGGAAUGGCCAGACGAUGGAACGAUCCGAGCUGAUCCCCCAAACGACCGCGGAUCUGGGCAGUGGCCAUUUGUACUACCACUUUUCAUUGAAGACCAAUGAGACCAAUGCGCCCAAUCCCAAGUUUGAGCACCAGAUUGCUUUCUUCGAGAGCCACUUCACCGAGCUUAAAUACGGUCUCAUGAGCGGCGAUUCUGCCGACUCGGACAACACCCUGCGAUGGUGUGUGGGUGGGACAUCACACUGGACGACUCAGCUCGAAGCUGGGAACUGGUAUAACUUUGCCUAUGACAUCGACUUUGAUACGCAGACGGUCGGGCUCUGGGCAUCGAAUGGGUCUAGCCCGUUGACGCAGGUCGUCUCGGGUGUAGCUACCUCAGCUUCCACUAAUUCGGCGGAUUGGCAUAUCGGCGAGUUACGGCUUGACAAUGGGGGAUCGGACUCGGCUGCGGAAGACUGGUUCUGGUCUGGCAUCUUCGUGGAGAGAGCUCCGAUUACGGCGGCAAUGGCGGGACCGAAGUGA
This is a messenger RNA of Penicillium nucicola, 783 nucleotides long. RefSeq lists its product as uncharacterized. The coding region runs from base 1 to 783 and encodes 260 amino acids. The record is from RefSeq and is a predicted model, not a curated record. Lineage: Eukaryota; Fungi; Ascomycota; Eurotiomycetes; Eurotiales; Aspergillaceae. The transcript has 3 exons.